This is a messenger RNA of Cynoglossus semilaevis (tongue sole), 5179 nucleotides long. It is a transcript of the gene pcbp4, whose product is annotated as poly(rC) binding protein 4. Gene Ontology annotation, molecular function: RNA binding. The transcript is spliced from 14 exons. The record is from RefSeq and is a predicted model, not a curated record. Lineage: Eukaryota; Metazoa; Chordata; Actinopteri; Pleuronectiformes; Cynoglossidae. The coding region runs from base 714 to 2219 and encodes 501 amino acids.
UAAUUUCAUGUGUCCUCUUUACCUGUAGGUGGCAGCAGUAGCUUAUGGAGCACCGAGAAAGCUGCAGAGUAAGGAGUAGUGGAGAAGUAGAUAAUGGAGGAAGAGUUAUGUUAGGAACUAAUAAAUUAAGGGAACGGAUUGAAGAGAGGAAAAUGAACAACCACAGCUCGAGGCCAUUAGAAGAAAGGAAUGAAGAGUGAAAUGUAUAAAUAUAUAAUCAAGACAAAAUGUCAUCGUUAAAGGGAGUAUGGAUAAAAGAAAAAGGGAGGGUAGAAGACGACUGGUUUGAUAACGACUCAUAAACAGGGCAAGAAAACAGGAAAAAACUAAGGAAGAGAGAUGUGGAGGACGGGUGCAUUAGUUCCAGUCCGUGUUUAUUUCCUGUAACAAUCGAUGUCUCUGGUUGUGAUUGGACAGACUGGAUCCCUCCUCUCUCUCUCUCUCCCUCCUUCCUUCACAGCAGUCUCCUCCUCUCUUCUCUCCUCUCCUCCUUUUCUUCUCUCCCCGCUUCCCAGGGUGUAAAGAUGCUUCCUCCCCAGACUAAGGAUUUAUAAUUCUCUCCUUUCUCCUCUCAAGAAUAGAAAGUGAGUUGGUACCAAGGGUGGAAUCUUCUACCAUCACCACAACUCCAAACUCCAGGAAUACAGCGAUUAAAGAACUUCCGAAGUCGGUGUUCUGAAAAGCUUCACUUGCCUUGGGGGCCUCAGACCUUCAUGCGUCUCCCAACGACAGAGUCCACCCACACCUCCACCAUCUCCACCAUCAUCCACCAGACAUCCUCCACCAUGAGCUGUGACAGAGAGUUCGGAGAUGGAACCACAGGAGUCACACUCACACUGAGAUUACUCAUGCACGGAAAGGAAGUAGGGAGCAUCAUUGGAAAGAAAGGUGAAACUGUGAAAAGAAUACGAGAAGAGAGCGGCGCAAGGAUUAACAUCUCUGAGGGCUCAUGCCCGGAGCGCAUCAUCACAAUCACGGGACCAACAGAGUGUGUGUUCAGAGCCUUCACCAUGAUCGUCUUCAAAAUGGAAGAGGACCUGACGGCGUUAGUGGCCAAUGGCACAGUAACCAGUAAACCUCCCGUCACACUGCGCCUUGUCAUUCCAGCGAGUCAGUGCGGUUCGUUGAUUGGCAAAGGCGGCUCAAAGAUCAAGGAGAUCCGAGAGUCGACAGGUGCUCAGGUGCAGGUAGCUGGAGACCUCCUCCCGAACUCCACGGAGAGGGAGGUGACAAUAUCAGGGAGUCAGGAGGCCAUCAUUCAGUGUGUGAAACUCAUCUGCAACGUCAUCUUAGAGUCUCCACCUAAAGGAGCAACCAUCCCGUACCGACCCAGUCCAACUCCUGGGACGUUGCUGUUGGCAGGAAACCAGGUGUUUGAAGCAUCAGACUUCAGCUCUCACCCCUUGUUCUCAGUGGCUCAGGCAGGAGUUGACCUGCAGCAGGCGUAUGCAGCCCAUAAUCACUACAGUAUCCAACAUUCAGAGUUAGCGAAGCUUCACCAGAUGUCGCUGCAGCAGCAGAGUCUGGCCUCCAUUGGCCAAUCAGCUACGCCCAUGCUGUCUGGUGGUGUUGAAGCCCCUUCUCAGACAUCAUCACAGGAGCUGCUCAUUCCAAAUGAUCUGAUUGGUUCAAUCAUUGGACGCCAGGGCACCAAGAUUAAUGAGAUCCGCCAGGUUUCAGGAGCUCAAAUCAAGAUUGGUAGUCAGAUUGACGGCACCACUGAUCGCCACGUCACUAUCACCGGCACACCCAUCGCCAUCAACCUGGCGCACUACCUGAUUACUUCAUGUUUAGAGACGGCUAAAUCAACUGCCCACUCCUCUUCCUCUUCCUCCUCUUCCAUGCCGCCUCCUGUUGACCUCACCAUGAGCUACCCUGCCUCUGCCUCGUCCUCCUCUCCUACCUCCUCCUUUUCCUUCUCUAGCUCCUCCCCCUCCCCUUCACUGGCAGCCGUGGCAGCCACGCUGCCCCACACUCCUGUCCUGGGUUCUCCCUAUGCCUUCCCGUUCUCCAGCCUCCUGGGAGUCAAGUCCAUCCCAUACCUGGCCCUUUCUGGCGCUCCUGCUUCACCGGUAAUCCCAGGAUCUGUGGCGGCUGCAGGAGUCCCCGUUCAGGCACACGCCACAGCUGCGGCAGCACUGGCGUCCUACACAGCCAAGAUUUCCUCCUCAUCUAACGGGAUGAAGAAGCCAGAGCGACAGAAGUUUGCUCCGUACUAAUGCAGGAGGAUGGAUACAAGCUGUAGAUGUCACCUUUUAAGAAAGAGGGUUUUUUUUAAUUAUUAUUGUCUGUGGUUUUUAGGUCACUUUUUUUCUCUUUUUGUAUUAGAUUUGUCUGAACUGUUAAAGUGGGACGAGUGGAAAAUACAGUGGAAGUUUUUACCAUUUCCUUUCCUACAUUGAAUUGAAAGGAAUUCUUCAUAUAUACAUGAGUUUUUGGCUCUUAUUUUAGUCUUUCAAUGCUUACCACAAAACAUUUGGUGUUAUGAUGACACCACUUGAUGUUUCCUGGUAAAAAUAUACAUAUAUAUAUUUUUGGGUUUUUGUCUGAUGGACAUUCAAAUUUGUUUGUGCAAUUUUGCCAGUUUACAAUUUUGUUUGAUUUAAAGUGCUGUGUCUGAGUCACAGCAGCAGUUAGUAGAUAAAAACAUUUGUUUUUCAUUUUGUCGCUGUCAUCAUUUUCCAUUAGUCCCACUAAACCACGUUAUUUCGUUUUAUGACGUCGCCCUCCUCAGGUGUUUUUUUUUUUUUUUUUGCAGUGACACUACAGUGGUAAAUGUUCAGGGGUUGAAGCAUUUUGAUCAAAGCCAUAAAGACUUUUGUGCUUGUUUACUCUCUUAUAUACACAAAAAUAUUUAUGAACUAAUAUUUAAAAUAUUCUCUCAGAGACUUUGAAUCACUGUCACUAACACUGAGCGGAGACAGAGCCAUUUCUAUGACUGUUUCCUCUCAACAUCCUGUCUAUCUCCUUUUUACUUCCUACCUAACUUUUAUCUACUUUGUCUCUCUUGUUUAUAUAUGUUCAUGUUUUUUCUUCAUUUUGGUCACACUUUAUAUUAAGGUAAACAUUUUAACCAUUGAAAAGUUCUAGCCAUUUUUAAUAGACUUUUAUCAGUUCAUUUCAACUUUUGUGUUCUUGAAACAUCAAUUAGUAACUAUUCUAUGAGCAACUCUUAUUUUCUUAUUAGUUACAUUUUAUUUUCUGAUUACUGUGAUUAAAAUAUGUGAAGUUUUUUGCCUUGUUUAAAGUUUGUUCUGGGCUUACUUUUAUUUAUACUGAUGUAGAUUUUUAUUUGUUUUGACCUAAACCAAAAAAAAAACUGAUCUAUGGUUGGCUAACCAUACGCUUUAUCUAAGCUAUCUUUUAUACGUCUUUUUUGUAAAAAAAAAAAAAAAAAAAAAAAAAAAAAAAAGUUGAUGCUUAUCAUGUGAAUCUAAAUAUAAAGUGUUACCUAUUUAACAGGUUUAAACAUUUUUUUUUUCUACUUCUACUCCAUAGUUUUGGUAUUUAAUUUGAUUUUUUUUAACUUAUUAAUGCAAUAUUAUAUUAACAGUAUUGGACAGAUUUAUGUUUUGCCAGCACCACUGCAGAUGAAAAAUCUCUAAACUGGAUUUUUUUUGUGUGGAAAUAUUUAUGACAAUAAUAAUAUAAUAAUAUAAUAAUAUUAAUCACUGUAUCAUGAAUGCAAAUUAUGUUCUGAAGAGCUGUGUUUACACACAAUCACAUCUUUUGUGUUCUUUGUUGUUUUUUUCUAUUCUUUUCUUUUUGUUAUACUGUAUUUUUGCACAUGUGCGACUUGAAUUAUUGUCUAUGCAAACACUGUGUUCAUGCUCGGUUUCUCCAGGCUAAAAAAAAAAAACUAUGUCACAGAUCCGACCAACAAGGCCUCUUUGCUGACCCUCAGUGACACCCGGUCUAAUACAAUCAUACAAUGUCUGGAAAGUAAAUAUUUAAGAAGAAAAACUAAUAAUAUUAUGAAUUAAGUGUACUCUAUUUGUUAGUUGAUGCAAGAAUGUCAUUUUAAUUAACUAAUUAUGCAGCUUGCAAGCUAGCUAGUUUUUCUGACACUCUUAGCUGUUGUUUAGCCACUGUGAAAAGCACCUUGCUAAAUUUGGCUAACUGCCAAUGUGUAAAGAAAAUAGAGAGGAUGCUGAGAUACACAGUCAGGAUAGUAAAGAUAAUAGUUAACUAAUUAGAAUAACCUGCUGUAAAACUAAUAUCUAAGCUUUUGCCUUAUGAUACUGACUGGUUGAUUUAAAGGACAAAGUAUGCUACAAUAAACAAUUGGGCUUUUUAUUUAAUGUGCAAAUUAGCUAGCAUCUUUACAACCAUUUGUUUUUCAGAUAUAGAAUGUUUCUGUAAUCAGCUUAAUAAUCUACAGUUGUUCCCAACUAGAUGGCAACACAACUUUUAUUUAAAUGUUAUGAGGAUAUUAGUGGGCUGAACAGCCACUGCAUUGUUGUAGGUAAUUUGAUGCCAGAUUUGGAGCAUUUGGCAAACUAUCAGACGUAUUCCUGUCACCACCUGAGGCAGCAACAGGCACAUAUCAUUUCACUUUCGCAGUGAUUGAUAUUUAAUUGCACUUGAAAAAUAAUACGUUUUUUUGUUGGCAUGCCAGGCAAACAUUUUUUGUUUUUACAUUAUUAAACAGUGAGUACAGACAUGUAGUCAUGUCACGUUUUAUUUAAUACCUAAACAUAAAUAAAAUACUAAUCAAUUGUCAAAUCGUCUGCUUCCGGUUUCUUCAACAUAUCACUUCCUGUUCCUGCACCGCGUUUGAAAUGAAUGAGAAGCAAGUGGAAAAGAAGGUAAGUCACGUGAUAUUUAACAUUAAGGUGACUACUUUAGAAAAACGAACGGAGGACAAUGUGUGAAUAUCUUCAGGCGAUGUUCUUUGUAUUAUGCUUUUGAACUUUUGUGUUUUUAACUCAGUUGAGUUUGCGUUUCCUGCAAUUCACAAAUGGAAGACGAUUCCUUCCCCGUUUAAUAGCAAAUCUACAGAAGAAAGGGACUUAGAGGGGUAAUCCAGAGUAUAAACUAAAAAAGAAAAAUAAUAAUGUUAACAAGAAUGGAUCGCUGAAUCGCCGGAAAUAGAAGCAUGGGCUGACGUCGUCAGCAAACCGCUAAUAAUAAUAAACAAUGAACUAAGAUGGGAUGUUUUUAACAUAAUCUUGAUCAA